GGACGGACAAAUGGAUGGAUGGAUGGAUGGACGUACAUAUGAUCAAUCAGAUACAGACAAUUCAAGAGACAGACAGACAGUCAGACAGACAGACAGACAGAAGGACAGGUUUUGCUGAGGCGGAUUGAGUGGGUGGAUGGAUGGAUGGUGUGAGUGGGUUGGCAAUCAACAGUUUCUGAGGUUGUACAAAGGAGGAUAUUAUCGUGGCUCGAUGUGCGCGGUGGAUCUGCACCAUCGGUGCUGCUGCGGGAGGGAGAGAGACGGUGGGGCGAUAUGAGAUUGGACAGAUAGGGACGGAGGGCCGAGACAGACAGCCAGUGAGCUCCGGGUGGUAUUGGUCGGUGUUGGGUGGUUGAAGCACAUGGAGCAAGAGAGGCUGCUCGGUAUACGAUCGAGUGUGUGUGUCCGUGUGACGGUUUAUGCCUUUGUCUGUCGUGUCCUCUCAUCUGUGUGUCCUUCCUUUAUGGCGCCAUGGCUGCCUGCCUGCCUGCCUAUCCCCUCCGUGUUUCUCGUACACCAUUAUUCCAUUCCACUGGUUGUCUGUCUGCCUUCAUGGCAUGGAUCGACAUAUGGUAUGGCGGUCCAUUGCGUGUGUCCGUCAGCCAGCCAGAUCCUCAUCAGCCAGCCAGCCGUCUUUCUGUUGCGUACCUGUAUUUGUACAGACACAGACAGCUGACCGAACGAACGAACGGCCGACAGAUCGACCAGCCAGCCAGCCACCCAGCCAGCCAUGGCAAACAAGCAUGUGUCGGUCGAUAAGUGUGUAAGAUGGAUAAAUAAAAGAGGCACUCGACUUGAACGAACCCACCAGUCAGUCGCCACAAAACCCCAAACAAUUAUGGUAGGUAUGCAGAUGGAUAAAAAAGAACGCUCUUCAGCCGCCAGCAGAGGCUGCCGUGCGAUUCCCUCCCCCAAGACAAAAAACCUGCGAGGGCUCCACCCAGCCAUGCAUGCUCCCAUCCAUCCAGAAAAUGGCCCUCACGUGGGCUGACUCGAGAAAACCACCGUCGCCCCGAAUCACACACAGACACAGACACACCCCACACCCACUAGACAAACCUCCACAAAUCACACGAACACAUGAAGGUGCAUAAACUACCCACCCCAUUGACCCCACCCGCCCCAUCUAUCAGAGCUGUUUUCAUCAGCUAUAUGGCGUCGAUGUCAUCCUGCUCCUGCAGCGGCACCCGCACCCACCUGGCCUCGUACGUCUUGUUUUUGUGCUGAAACAGCCGAUACUCCAGCAAGUUGCCCUCACCGUCACGAGUCGACCGCAGCAACGUCUGAUAAGUGGGGCCGCGGGACGCCGUCGUGUUGGUGUGGGUGUGGGUGUCGUCUGUCCUGAUGCGUCGGCCGCCCUGGGGAGUGUGGCCAUGUGCGUGUGAUGAGCGGUUGCUGUGUGGGGUGGCGGGCAUGGGCACCUUGCACUCCCCAAGGAUGGGCUGCAGCGUCAGCAGCACAUUCUCAUCCCAUACGAGCAUCAUCUGGGCAUUCACCAACUCCUGUAGUAGGAGAACACGCCACACACAGGCAAGAGGCGUCCAUGGAUCCAUCCAUCCAUCCAUCCAUCCAUCUGUGUGGGGGAGUCUACACGUACAUUGGUGACUUCGACGAGCCGAUGGCUGAUGGACCGCAGGCGCGCCACCACACACGGCACCGCAUUGAUGGCCCCCACAUACACGGCCGCCGCCCCGUUGAGCACCAGCCCGCACACGAUCUCGCCAACGUCACCCUCCAGCCGAUCGCCUCUCUUCUUGUUCCGCAGCAGCCAGCACAGCCCCACGAGCAGCAGGUUCACCGCCAGCACCGCCAAAGCAGGGGCGGCCCAGAGCAGCAUCCCCUGCUUGGUGCGGAAGGGGCGCGACGCCUUUGCCGCGUCUCUGUGGAGGGCGAUGGAGAGGUAAGUGUGCAGGUCCUCCUCCAUGGCGUAGAUGCAGUUGUCCUUGAUGCGGUCAAAGGUUGGCCCGACCAUCCGUGGAGUGGGCAGAGUGAAGCAGUUGCGGAUGCGCAGCUCUAAUGCGUCGACCUCGGCGAGUAACUUCCCAACCAUGCCGCGACCUGAUUGGUGGGUGAAUCAGACACAACGCACGGACCGCACACACAGAGACCUAGACACGGACUCAUUGUGUCGGUCGGUGCAUCUUGUCACUCACCGUAGUGUGGGUGGCUGGUGAGGGGGUGGCCCGCAGAGAGCGAUGAGGUCGGCCCGCUCAGAACGGUGCUCGUCAUGGUUGGCGCAAAGGACCCUCCUGCGUCGCUCAUCUCGCCCCCAUGCAGCGACCGAUACCGAUACACAUCGCCCCCCUCCCCCCGAUCAUCCCCCUCCACCAGCACGCUGCCGCUGCCGGUGCCCGACGUCUCCCGCACCUUGUCGCAUAUGCCCUCGAUGAACGAGUGCGCAACACGCCGAUGGCUGAUGUAGUCGAACACAAACAGCAGCAGCACCACCCCGGCCAGCACCAGGGUGGCGGCGGCGAACACACUGGGGUAGUGCAGCUGCACCACCCUAAUCGGCAGCUCGUGGCCGGCGUGCUCACGGUACACCCUCUUCACCUCAUGCACACCGAACCGGGCAACCAAGACCACCAUUGCCCACGCAGCGAUGGCCAACCACAUGGCAAAGACAAGGCAGCAUGAUCUGGGCGACCAUGAGGGCGCCUUUACGCCCUGAUGCACAGCUGGCGUGGCCGCGGGGAAGCCGAGAGUGUCGCCCAUGCAGCAGAGGAGGGGCAGGCAUGACUCGGGCGCCCACCGCUUGGACCGCUCGUCGAGGGCGUAUCGAGUCAUGAGGGAGCGGAGGGAAACCCGCAGACGCAGAAACGACCGACGCGUCGGUGAGCACAAGAGACGAACCUGCAGAUCAGAUCAGACACAUAUUCAAAAUUUUCUGUGGAUCUGCAUGCCUUCUCCGUGUUCCCUCCCCUCCCUCCUUGCUGCUCACAUCGUUCCGGAUGCCCUUGUCGUCCAUCUGUUCCACCGCUGCCGGUCCACCAUGUCCACCAUCCAGCCUGUCACGGGCCUCGUCCGCAUCAACAGGCACGGCGGUCAGCUCAAUGCUGCGCUGGGGCUGCAGCGGCUGACUGUGCUUGGACGACGAUAGGCGCCGUAUGUCAGCUGCGCUGGUGCCGAUUUCCUCCUCUGCUGUGAGCAGCAGGGCGGAUCUAUCGUCGACAUUCAUGAUGCAGCCGGCUGUGGGCGCCGUCGCGCCGCAGAUCUAGCGGAAUAUCAUUGUAUCAAACAGCC
Messenger RNA from Vitrella brassicaformis, 3243 nucleotides. NCBI's taxonomy places the organism in Eukaryota, Vitrellaceae. The record is from the annotation of a GenBank genome assembly.